AAAUACAUACAGCUAACUCCAAGUUCCUGAGAGUGAACAGAAAAAAUGCAGAACUACUGGGCUUGGCAUCCCCAAGAGUACUGGUAUCCCCCUCCUCAGAACAACUUUCCAGGCUACCCUAAUCCCCAGAAUGACUUCCGAAGUUAUGGGGGUCCCCAGAGAAACUAUGGAGGCAACAACUAUGGAGGCAACAACUUUCAUGGCAACGGGAACAAGUAUGUGAACGCUCAAGAUUACAGCACCAACAUAGGCCCCGGUACUGGAGGUAGAUUCACAAACAUUGGCCCAGGUGCUGGAGCUUCGAACUACGGCCCUGGUGCUGGAGGUAUCAACCAUAACAAUGGUCCUGGGGCCGGAGCUCACAACAGUGGCCCGCGUUCUGGACAUUUCAAUUCUGGGCCCGGACAUUUCAAUUCUGGGUCCGGACAUAUCAACAGUGGUUCCGUCUACGGGGGGGUCAAUUUCUAAACGAAAGACUAUAAUCUGUAGCAGAUGUAUAAAUAAGUGCUGAAUGUUUGCUAUCUUAAUAAUUUGAUGCUAAGAUAUUUUAUAUAUGUUGAACUUCCAAGAACAGCAAAGGUAUUAAAUGUUCAACCCAUAU
This is a messenger RNA of Rubroshorea leprosula, 601 nucleotides long. The record is from the annotation of a GenBank genome assembly. Lineage: Eukaryota; Viridiplantae; Streptophyta; Magnoliopsida; Malvales; Dipterocarpaceae.